Messenger RNA from Python bivittatus (Burmese python), 1347 nucleotides. RefSeq names its product homeobox B4 (gene HOXB4). Gene Ontology annotation, biological process: positive regulation of transcription by RNA polymerase II; embryonic skeletal system morphogenesis; anterior/posterior pattern specification. Gene Ontology annotation, molecular function: DNA-binding transcription factor activity, RNA polymerase II-specific; RNA polymerase II cis-regulatory region sequence-specific DNA binding. NCBI's taxonomy places the organism in Eukaryota, Metazoa, Chordata, Lepidosauria, Squamata, Pythonidae. The record is from RefSeq and is a predicted model, not a curated record. Gene Ontology annotation, cellular component: nucleoplasm; nucleus.
GUAUAUUUUUGGGGUGUGCGUGUGUGUGAGUGAGCGAGAGUGUGCGUGCCGGCGCGCGCGCGCUCUUGCAAUUCCAAAAUUAAUGGCCAUGAGUUCUUUCUUGAUCAACUCCAACUAUGUGGACCCCAAAUUCCCACCAUGCGAAGAAUAUUCCCAGCACGAUUACCUUCCCAGUCAUUCUCCGGAAUAUUUCAGCGGCCAGAGGCGACAGGAGAACUCUUUCCAACACGAGGCGUUGUACCCAGCGCGGUCCGCCUGUAACCAACCAUCCUAUCCUCCAUGUCAGGGCUCCGGGCACCAGCCACCGGUCCUCUCCCCCAGGAGCCAGCAUGCUCCAGCUGGACUUCAGAACCAUCUUUCCGAACCAAACCAUACUUGCGAAUCCAUCACGCCAAGCCCACCGCCUUCCUGUAGCCAAAACUCUCUCAACCAAAGCCCGUCCACUGGCAAAGAGCCGGUAGUUUAUCCUUGGAUGAAGAAGGUUCAUGUUAGCACGGUCAACCCCAGCUACGCCGGAGGGGAGCCCAAGCGCUCCAGGACAGCCUACACGCGGCAGCAAGUGCUGGAGCUGGAGAAGGAAUUCCACUACAACCGCUACCUCACCCGGAGGCGAAGGGUGGAAAUCGCGCACUCGCUUUGCCUGUCCGAGCGCCAGAUCAAGAUAUGGUUUCAAAACCGGCGGAUGAAAUGGAAAAAAGACCACAAGUUACCCAAUACUAAGAUCCGCUCAAACGCUGCUGCCAGCCUGCCGGUGCCUGGCGGGGCAGGAGGCCCCCAGGACCGAAGCAAUGGGCCGGCCCCGAAACCCACCCCCAACCUAUAACCGUCCUUGAGCGCGACCGGAGGGUGCGUGUGUGCGUGCGUGCGUGUGUGUCUCUGUGUGUGUGUGUUGGGGGGCGGGGUGUGCGUGGACGCGUGUGUUGAGAACUGAUUAUGGAACGGAAGAUCGCUUUGUGGCUUUACUGUUCCCUGAGAAGAAAGAUGGGGGCCGUUGGGGAAGGGGAGGGAGGAUGGGUGGGAUCACUAUUUAUAUGAGGAAGAGGAAACAAAGGAAAAGGGGGGGCUGUUCCCAUUGGCCGACAAGCCGGGUUAUGUUUGGGGGUAGUUUCUCUGUUCUAUAGGAGAUAGGGGUUUCCAGAUUUGGCUAAGAUGGAUCCCUUCUUCAUCCUUAAUCAAGCCAAACUUGGGCCCAUUUGUCAUGUUUACUCUCGCGUACAAACGAAGGACCUUAUGCCAGCCAUUAGCUCGACAGCCAGAGUCCUCUUUAAUAAAUGAGGCCUGGUUUCACCUAAGCAGGACUGACUCUCUCUCUCUCUCUCUCUCUCUCUCUCUCUCUCUCUCUCUCUC